AUGGACCCGCCGGACCGAACCGUGGAUAGCGGGGGUGGCGCCGUCUUCCAAGGCGACAUUACGGCAGGCAGGGACAUCACCAUCAACCAGAUCAUCGAGAUACGACAAGUCAGUGAGCGGUUGAGCAGCCGAUGUAGAGAAGCAAACAACUCCCAUACGCUGCUUGGUAGCCUAGAGGCUCUGAGUUCAAUCGCGAAAUACACCGAAGAUUAUGCGACAACACUAGACACCGACGUGUUUUCCAGCGAUCUACAGUUUGGAAGAGUUUCCGAAGAAUGCGCUUCAAUAAUAAGGGAGCUUAAACUAUUGGCAGAGCUCCUAGAACAAGGCGAACUUAGCGAAUACCGUGAGAAUAUUGUGGAUCUGCGGUCGAGACUCACAAGCCUGCAAUCGCACCUCAGCGUCGUCAGCAACCGCAAGACCGCAAAAGACUACAAGACUAUCAAGGAGGCGCUGACUCAGUUGAUAAAUAGCCAAAAAAGUACAGACAAAGCUUCUUCUAUCCGCAGCUUCGUCACGGCUCCAUCCAUCCGAAACUUCGUUACGGCCCCGUCCGUUCGCAGCUCACAGGCGGCUCCAUCAAUGCGCAGCUUCGAUACGGCUCCAGAGAAUCCGUAUGUUGAGCGACACGUCUGGCUGGAGAUAGAAAGAUCCCUCCGCGCAGUAGGCUUUACUACAGAGUUCGUUGGGAAACACCGUGACCUCAUUGUGGCUUCACUAGAAGACGCUUUUCUAGAGAACACUGCUGCUCCGAUCGUAGAAGGCGCCAAGCCCACAGUCUCACCUUCUGAAUACACACCUCCAACAUUACAACUAUCUGAGUCUUACAACAUCGCCAUCACGGAGACGGACGGGGGCGAGGAGAUCAACUAUGGCACAUCGUCACGUUCAGUGCACAAUGGGGAACCUUCAAUAGCAAAGGAAUUGGCGAAUGAAUGGUCAGAAUCAGUGGAGGGUGGAACUGGAGAAUGUCUACUCACCCUCGAUGGUGGUGGAGUGAAAUCGUGGUCAAGUCUCUUGAUCAUUGAGGCACUCAUGAAAGAAAUCAUCGCUUUGGAGGACCGAUUCGAGCGGCAAUUUACACACUAUCCCAGAAGCUUCGAGGCUUCAGAUUUCCGUCUAUGCCAUUACUUCCACAAGAUGUAUGGUACAUCGACAGGAGGGAUAUGCCUGACAUCGCUCUACUCAGAGCGAUUGGACGAGCCAGGUCUCUUGCGCACGUACGACCAUCAUUACGACCCAGAUACUCUUGCGCCAUGGAUUCUCACUUAUAACCAAGUUACUCCUGAGCUGCGCACGUGGCAGGUCGGUCGAGCAACUACUGGCGCACCCAUAUUUCGCAAGCCACUGGAUGUGCUCGGCUCUGAUGGCAACUUAGCAUUGAAAGAGGGUGGCAUGCGGGAGAAAAAUCCCAGCUAUUGUGCUUAUUCCGAAGCCGCCUCGCUUUGGGGCGACGACAGUGAGCCCGCUCUUCUAUUAUCCAUCGGUGCUGGCCGAACCAAUUCCACCUCCAAUGACACAUCUCUCGCUGCGGCAAUAGACAUUUCCAGUCUGUCUUCCCUGAGAAAAUACGCGAAAAGGAAACGCUUGUUCAGAAAUACUCUCGUCAAACCUACGGAAGGCUCAAGUCGGCACAAAACGAUGCGAAUUAUCGCCAAGGGUGAACAGAGAUGGUACAAACGCCUCGAAGUUUCUCACGGAUUAAAAAAUGUGAAAGCUGAUGAAUGGAAACAAAUCCUAGUUCAGGGAAAGGGAAAAGGCCAAGACAAAACCAUUUACUUUAAAGGUAGCAGAACGUUGGAAACAAUACGCACUGCCACCGAAGUAUAUUUAAAUCGCCAGGAAGCCGAUAAAAGUAUCAACGAGUAUGCCGCCCCACAUGAAAUGCUGAAGCAGACCGCGGAGAAGUUGGUUCGCAUGCGGAGAGCGCGAGAGCUCGAGGCCAUGACUCAGGGCGGGGAAAAGCGCGAGCAUUGGGAGGCGUUCAUGGGCAAGCACCUUAUUGGUGAGCGGGAUUUCUUCCGAAAGUACCAAGAGGAGUGGGACUACGCCCUGCUAGGUCGUAAGCAUUGA
Molecule: messenger RNA, 2073 nt
Organism: Alternaria infectoria
Lineage: Eukaryota; Fungi; Ascomycota; Dothideomycetes; Pleosporales; Pleosporaceae
Exons: 3
Coding region: 1-2073 (690 amino acids)
Biological process (GO): arachidonate metabolic process
Cellular component (GO): membrane
Source: RefSeq, a predicted model, not a curated record